Alligator sinensis (Chinese alligator) is the source of this 2920-nucleotide messenger RNA. RefSeq names its product zinc finger protein 252-like. Gene Ontology annotation, molecular function: histone H3K4 methyltransferase activity; histone H3K36 methyltransferase activity; recombination hotspot binding. Gene Ontology annotation, biological process: positive regulation of reciprocal meiotic recombination. The record is from RefSeq and is a predicted model, not a curated record. NCBI's taxonomy places the organism in Eukaryota, Metazoa, Chordata, Crocodylia, Alligatoridae. Bases 305 to 1564 code for a protein of 419 amino acids. Gene Ontology annotation, cellular component: nucleus. The transcript is spliced from 3 exons.
GUUUCUAAGACCGGGGUGGGCAAAGCCUUGGCUGGAGUAAGGUAGUUGGCGAUGGUCCUGCUUGGAGCAGGGGGUUGGACUGGAUGUGACCUCCUGAAGCCCCUUCCAACCCUCGUUUUCUCCGAUUGUAACCCAAAUGGGGCUCCAAAGAGCAUGAGGCUGAACUGCUCUCAGUGGUGGCAGAUGACAGAACAAGGAGCAACGGCCUCCAGUUGCAGCCAGGGAAGUUAAGGUGUCCCCUGAAAUCCCAGGAUGCCAGUAACUGUCAGGCUGUUCCCUGCCAUGGCCCUCUUUGGCGGCUGGCAUGGUGCUGGAGAGCGUGGCAGGGCAAGAGGAUGCAGCAGUGGUGCCACAGGACAUGGGCAAGCGCCCCUUCAAGUGUGUGACGUGCGGGAAGAGCUUCGGGGAGAGCGCAACACUGACACGGCACCAGCUGCUGCACGCAGCCGAGCGCCCCUACCAGUGUGACACCUGUGGCCGGGGCUUCUGUGACCGUGCAGCUCUGGCCACGCACCGGCGUAGCCACACGGGCGAGCGCCCCUUUCCCUGCCCGGCCUGUGGCAAGGCCUUUGCAGGCAGCUCAGCCCUGCUGGUGCAUCAGCGUGUACACUCAGGCGAGCGCCCCUAUCGCUGCGGGGACUGCGGGCAGGGCUUCCGGCAGAGCGCCCACCUGGUCCAGCACCAGCAGGGCACCCACAGUGCUGGUGCCCGCCCCCACACCUGUCCCCAGUGCCCCAAGAGCUUUGGGUUGCGCUCCACAUUGCAGCGCCACCUGCUCACCCAUGGAGCCGAGCGACCCUAUGCCUGCCCACAGUGUGGCCGUGGCUUCCGGCAGCGUGCCCACCUCCGGCGGCACCAAGCCACACACACAGGCCAGCGCCCCUUCGCCUGCCUGGCCUGCGGCAAAACCUUCGCCCUGCACGCAACACUGCUGCGACACCAGAGGGUGCAUACUGGCGAGCGCCCCUACCGCUGCGGGGACUGUGGGCGCGGCUACACGCAGGGUGCCUACCUGCGGCAGCACCAGCGCAGUGCCCAUGGUGCCAGCCCCGGUGCCCGCCCCCAUGCCUGCCCCGACUGUGGCCGUGCUUUUGCAGAUCGUGCCAACCUGCUGCGGCACCGGCAGGGUCACACAGGCACCCGCCCUCACGCCUGUCUGCAGUGUGGGCGCUGCUUCACUCAGCGGGCGCACUUGCGGGCCCACGGGCGCACACACAGUGGGGAGAAGCCCCACAUGUGCCUGCAGUGCGGUCGCAGCUUUGGGCACCGGGCAGCACUGGUUGCCCAUGGGCGCACGCACAGCGGGGAGAGGCCCCACGUAUGCCCGCAGUGCGGCUGUGGCUUUGCCCAGCGGGCCAGCCUGGUGGAGCACCGACGGAGGCACACAGGUGAGAAGCCACACGCCUGCCCUCAGUGCGAGCGCCGCUUCAGCCAUCGCUCAGCCCUGCUACGGCACUGCCGCGCCCAUGCUGGCGACCGCCCCUUCCACUGUGGCCAGUGUGGGCGUCGCUACAGCCGCAGCUCCAACCUUAUCCUGCACCAGCGUGUCCAUGCUGCUGAAUGACACCACCCCACUCCUGUAGACCAGGCCCCGGGCAUGGCUGGGCUCACCCAGGUGCCCUUUCUCUGCUUCAUGGGAUGCAGGGGACAGGGUCCUGUCCUGAACAUGAUGACAAGUCAUGUACAUUCCCAAUGCCUGGGGGGUGAGUCCUGGGCUUUCCCCCUCCCACCCCACAGCCACUGCUGGACCCUGGGAGGGAGGAGGGGGCUUGUGUGCCCUCAGGUGCCUGGGCUGUGGGUUCUGGGCAUGCUCAGCACCCAGCUCCUGCCAGCCUCAUGGAGACCCACAGCCCAGGAGGCUCCUCUAGUGAAUACUCCCAACAUGUAGGAGACUCAAGUCCAUGCUCCACCACUCUAUUCCUGUGCCUGGGGGUCUUGAGGCCAUAUUCCCCUGACCUAGGAACCCUCCCUGCCCUUGCCUUUACUUCCCCCCCGCCCCCCACAUUAGUACUGGGCCCCUGCACAGGACAGGGCUUGGCCAGAGAGAAAGCAGCAGAGAGGGGAUUCUGGCAGGGGCCUGGGUCACGUUUUGGGUCAGAGCCUUGAGCACUAGGCUGCAGCCCCUACACCAGGGAUGGGCAAUUAUUUCAGGCAGAGGGCCGCUUACUGAGUUUUGGCAAGCCAUUGAGGGCCACAUGACAGGCAGCCAGGGAAGAUAAAUAUUAAUUUUCUAAAUUUUUUAGGGGCCCCACAGGCCAGACAGAACGGCCUGGCAGGCCACAUUUUGCCCACCCCUGCCCUACCCAUUCAUUCUCAUCAUUCGCCGCAGCAUGAAUGCCUCUGGGCAGCUGUAAAGCAGAAAAGGCCCUGCCCCAUGCAUUCCAGCCCCACACCGUCAUUUUGACUACCCCCUAGCAGGGGAGACUGUGAACCCACUCUUCACCCCAUGAGACAGCACCAGGGCAGCGAUGUGCCCUACACAGGGGUAUUGCUUUGUUUCUGGCUCCUGCCAGGGCAAAGGUAGAGGCUGGGAUCCAAGCAGCUGAGAGGCCAUGGCAGAGGUGGCUCUUGGCUGGCACAGGCACACACCCACGUCUAUUGCCUUGGUUCUUGCUGGUGCUCGGGCUCCAGUGCUCCUCUUCAGCAGGGGGGACAAGGUAGGGGAGUUCUUUACUCUGGGCACAGGCCUCUGUCUGGGUGACACCCCCAGCUGCUGUGCAGGGGAGGUGGCCUGUCCUGGGGCCCCAGCUCAGGGCGCAGGGGUCCUACCAGUGCCAGGUGACCUUGGGGUGCCACAAUUCUGCUUGGUGGGGAAUGGGGUCACUGAAAGUGUGUGGGGAGGGGGGGUGCAGGGAACUGGGUUUUAAAUUAAUUUUCUACCAGGGCUUGUUACAGAGCAAGAAUAAAUGUCUCAAAUUCC